UAUUUUUAUUUUUUUUAAAUUUACAAUUUGGGUUGCUAGGCUAGUUUCUAUGUAAAUUUUAAUUACGAUUUAAGUUGCUUUAUAGGUUGCUAUGUAGAUUUUCGUAAAAAUACAAAAAAAAAUUAUUUUAAACUGUAAAAAUGAAAAAACGCUUCUAAUUUUUCUAAAUGCUAUAAAUAGACCUAUCAGUAUGAACAAAAGUGAUGUCCCUAUUAUAAAACUUUCCUAUAUAUAUAUAUAUAUAAGCACAUUCCAGAAGUUACCAAGUAAAUACUAAAUAUCUCAGCAACAACUACCCCCACCAUUACCAUUAGGAGCUGCUAGUCAAAAGCAUAUAUCAGAUCAAAAAUUAUUGCUGCUUUCUACUUCAUACACCUCCCUUUAUAAAACCCCAUCAAACCUUAACUCUUCUUCCUUAGCCUUGUUAACCUCCUCAUCUCUAUUCCCUCUUCUCUCUUCUCUCUUUCUCUCCAUCUGCAAAUGUCUAUAAUAUCUGUAAAAUCUCCUAAACACUGUGGCAAACAAGGAGUGAACGUUGAAAAGGCUUACAAGAAGCUUGUCUGUGCUGGCUCUGCUCUAUUCACUACAAUCCUCUCCAUAAUACUCUUAGUUUGGCUAAUCCUUCACCCAACAAAGCCUGAGUUUUCACUCAAAGAAGCUGAUAUUUACCUCUUAAACCUCUCAAAUGUUAAUCUCCUCAACUCAUCAAUCCAACUCACUCUAUUCUCUAAAAACCCGAAUCAGAAAAUUGGUAUUUACUACGACGAGUUACAAGUUUAUGCCACUUACAAAGGCCAACAGAUUACUCUUUACACUUCUCUUCCUCCUUUCUACCAAGGACAUGAAGAUACUAAUCUCUUAUCAGCUUCUCUGGUGGGAAUUGGCUUACCUGUUGCACCUUCCUUCGGUUAUGAAGUAGAGCGCGAUAAGAAUGUUGGAAGAUUAGUUCUGAAUCUUAAACUCAAUGCCCGUCUUCGGUGGAAGGUAGGAACUUGGGUCUCUGGUAAAUACCGGUUGAAUGUGAAUUGUGUCGCUGUUAUGGCUUUUGGACCUUCUCUUUCGACCGGUAAGCAAGGGACUCAAUGUUCUACUUCGGUUUGAAACUAAGAAAACUAACUUAUAGCAAUCUUCUUCAGUGAGUUUUAGUAUGAAUUGUAUAUUGUUGUUACUAGAAAAGUGUUCUUGUGAAUUAUUAUUAGUAACUAUUUGAUAUAACAAAAGAUAGUAACAAAAAAUAUUGUAAGUUAAGAAGAAAGUUUGGUUGGAUUGUGACUUUUGUUUUUUUAUUUCUUCUGACUGAGGAUAAUGAAGGAUAUAGGAUUGUUUUAUGCUUUGUUGAGUUUUGCUUUGGUUUUUUGGCUAUGAAGAUAUGAAAGAGUGAGUCAAUAAGUGAAAGGUUUAAUGAUGAAAGUGAGAUUCUAAAGAGAAAAGUUGAUAAAAAGGAAGAAGAUUGGUUGCUUUCUUGGCAAUGAAAAUUGUUCAAUUUUGCAGUUA
This is a messenger RNA of Cannabis sativa, 1494 nucleotides long. RefSeq names its product NDR1/HIN1-like protein 26. The record is from RefSeq and is a predicted model, not a curated record. NCBI's taxonomy places the organism in Eukaryota, Viridiplantae, Streptophyta, Magnoliopsida, Rosales, Cannabaceae. Gene Ontology annotation, biological process: defense response to other organism. The transcript has a single exon. Bases 481 to 1101 code for a protein of 206 amino acids.